UUUGUUUUCAGUGAGCAAGAGGCGAAAUUUGUACAGGAUCGUAUAACAGGCGUGGAGAAGCACUUCGCUGAACUAUGCACGAUAUUUGCAGCGUUUACCAGGAAAGCGGCCAGACUGCGCGAUAAAAGUGACGAGCUUGCAAAAGUAAUACAGGUCUAUGGUGAUUCGGAAAAUAUAAAUCGAUCCAUGAGUACUGGAUUGGAGAACUUUUCCGCAACGUUAUUAGUCGUCGGUGAUCAUAGAGAUACAGAAGUACAAAGAUUGGACGCCAAAGUAAGUGCGCCUCUUUCACAGUACGCAAUGAUUUGCAAGCAUGCACGCGAUGAUGUAAAAAAUACCUUCGCAGCACGCGACAGAGAAUUUACAGGACGAAGGCAAUUGGACAAAGUUCGAGAAAGAAACCCUAGGAAUCGUCAAAUGUCACAAGCCAAGUCUGAACUGAUGAAAGCAUCCGUUGAGAUGUCCCGAGUGGUCAAGGGAUUAGAGGAGCAGAUCAACUCGUUCGAGCGACGAAAGCUGCACGAUUUGAAAUCUGUACUAUUGGAUUUCGUCACCAUCGAACUGAGGUUUCACAGAAAGGCUCUUGAACUUCUGACUAAAGCGUACCAAGAUAUCGUAUCCAUCGACGAGAUUAAAGAUCUUGAGGAAUCAAGAGACUUUAGAGAAACAAUGCGCGCCCCUGACUCCGUCACAAGGCUGGACACAGUAAACAGAACGUCGUUUCGACACGCUUAUUGCUUAACGAACUUAGCUAACCGAUUUGCAUCCUCUCCUGCAACACUGCAGAAAUUGGCUAAUCGAGAAGCCGAGUCUGCUGAUUCCGUACAAACCGGAUUCACCAAUUCAUCCGAGUCGGUCGAAGUUCUCAGGCCUAUCCCACCAAUCCCUAUAUGUCAGAAGUCCUUCAUAUCGUCCAUAAUAUCCAUAAUAUAUCGCAUACCUUCGAAAAUGAUUGUAUUUACACACUUACUUUACUUACUUUUGAAAAAUACUCGAUUUGUACUUUAGAUAUAAAUGUCUAUGAAUAGUUGUUUAAGAUUUAAUAAAAGAAGAGGAUCCUGAAUCAUCUUUAUAAUG
Ooceraea biroi (clonal raider ant) is the source of this 1077-nucleotide messenger RNA. Its product is annotated as protein FAM92A. NCBI's taxonomy places the organism in Eukaryota, Metazoa, Arthropoda, Insecta, Hymenoptera, Formicidae. The record is from RefSeq and is a predicted model, not a curated record. Gene Ontology annotation, biological process: cilium assembly. Gene Ontology annotation, cellular component: ciliary basal body; ciliary transition zone.